CUUUGUGACGUCAUCAACUACAGGAAGUGAAUAAACUUCCAUUGAUAUUUGACAGUUCUACGCCAAGUUGUUUUCUUUGUCUUAAGGAAAUGAAUUGAUACAUUUGAAGGAGUUGAAAGGCAUGAAAGAUUAUUUAAAAGGGGAAUAUACCGGAAGGUCAAGUUCGAAUAUGGGUCACCUGGGUAAAAAACUAGGUUACACUGCUCAAAUAUGGACAAUCCUAGUUAACACUCUAGUGGUCACAUUUUUGACUCACCUGUCAUGAAACUUGGUCAGAAUGCUUGUCAGGUAAUUCGGAUGAGUUCGAUGGGUCAGGGUGUGUCUAUUUGCAUGGAAUGUGUUCAAGUAUAAAUGGGGAAUUGUUUGACUUGCUGUAAGGCCAAGGACGUUGCUCGAACAACGCGCUAUGCUGGUGAAAACAACUCAAUCCCCUUAAGUACACGACAAGAACAGACUGAACCACUACAUAUUGAAGAACAAAGAGCUCCAGAACAGGCUGUUCUUACAGCAAGAAAUAUCGUUAUUACUGAUAAAAAGAUGUUUAAUCCUUAUAAUAAAUUGCCUCCUAUCAAAAAGCAAUCCAACGGUGAUAGUAAAAGAAUGUCUUUGAUUUCACGUGAUUUCUCAGAAAACAAAGCUAAUGCUUUAUUUGAUAUGUACAAAGAUCCUGAUUGUGACUGUAUUCUAGCUGAAGGCGUGGAAAAAUUCUGUGAUGAUUUACAAGUGAGACCAGAUGAGUUUAUAGUUUUGGUUUUAGCAUGGAAGUUAAACGCAGAAACUAUGUGUGUUUUUACAAGAGAGCAGUUUGUUACUGGAUGUCAGAGUCUACGUGUGGACUCCAUCAAAGGAUUCCAGUCAAAAUUUUCAGAUCUGAUUUCAGAGGUGCAAAAUAAACAAAACUUUAAGGAAUUUUAUAAAUGGACAUACAAGUUUGGCUUGGAUCAUGAUUCAGGUCAGAGAACUUUACCGGUGGAUAUGGCCAUGAGCUUAUGGAAACUUGUGUUUUCUCAAAGAGAACCCAGAAUUUUACCGCGCUGGCUGAACUUUCUUCAGAAACAUCAGAAUAUACGCGGUGUGUCUAAAGACACAUGGGAUAUGUUUUUGAACUUUAUAGAGCAAGUUGGGGAGGAUUUAACUAGUUAUGAUGACACAGAAGCAUGGCCUAGCCUGCUCGAUGACUUUGUUGAAUACGAGAAUGACUGUCAGAAUCAGAAUGUUGAGAGUGACAUGCAUUUUAACUGAAGAUAGUUUUUUACAAAUCAGCAUGUAAGGGCCCAUUUUUAAACAAAGUUGAUUUGUUAAUAGCUCUACAUUAAUAGUUUGCCACUUUAUAAAAGUUAAAAAGUAAUAAGAUUAAGGAAAUUCAUACUUCUAGAAACGAAACCUUUAGAAAUAAGUUUAAUCCUUUUUUCAGCAUUUUUUAAAUGGGAUUUUAGAUCUAAAUAUUGAUUGAUAUAAGCCCUUGAAUAGUCACCAAGGUGUUGAAUCAUCUUUUGAUUACCUAACUAAUAUGUGUCAUUGUGUGACAGAGUUGCAGUUUACGCACAGUGAUCUCUUUUACAUUAUUAUUGUUCUAUCAUGAAGUUCACAAUUACACACAGUGAUUAUUUUGCACGAUAACACCAUACUGCAUUGGUCAUCAAGUAUUUG
Messenger RNA from Ruditapes philippinarum (Manila clam), 1650 nucleotides. RefSeq names its product DCN1-like protein 3. Gene Ontology annotation, molecular function: ubiquitin-like protein binding; ubiquitin conjugating enzyme binding; cullin family protein binding. NCBI's taxonomy places the organism in Eukaryota, Metazoa, Mollusca, Bivalvia, Venerida, Veneridae. The coding region runs from base 352 to 1242 and encodes 296 amino acids. Gene Ontology annotation, biological process: protein neddylation; positive regulation of ubiquitin-protein transferase activity. The transcript is spliced from 3 exons. The record is from RefSeq and is a predicted model, not a curated record. Gene Ontology annotation, cellular component: ubiquitin ligase complex.